AUGUCGAACCCGCGUUGCUUCUUCGACAUCUCGCUCGAGGGCGAAUUGCUCGGCCGAGUCAUCUUUGAGCUCUUUGCCGAUGCCGUGCCCAAGACCGCUGAGAAGUACGUUCCUUCUGUGGUGCUCACCUGUACUGCCAUCGAGGAAGAUGGGAGCUGAUGAUCAAUCUCGUCUCUCUUGAUCCCUGCCUGUGUUGCAUAUGCUUGCGAUGGUGCCAUGCCGUCCCUCGUGCUCGACAAUUCAACUCGUCCAGUUUCCGAGCCUUGUGUACCGGUUCAGCAGGCGUGAACGAAAUGGGCGUCCCCUUGUACUACAAAGGCACUCCCUUUCAUCGGAUAAUAGCAGGGCAAGCCUACGACUGCAUUGCUGUGCCUCAGCCUCAGAUACCCUGGCGAUGCUCACUGAUCCCGACCUCGUCACUUCUCCAGCUUCAUGGUCCAAGGUGGUGAUUUCACAUUGAGGAAUGGAAAGGGAGGUCAAUCCAUCUAUGGCGCUACGUUCGAGGAUGAGGAUCUGAGGAGGGAGAUCGAUUCCGAAGGGUAAGUCGACCCCAUUUGGAUGAGGCUCCGUGCUAAAGCUGAAUCGGUGACGGUGCACAGUUUGUUGGUCAUGGCCAAUCGAGGCAAAAAUACCAACGGGUCGCAAUUCUUUGUCUCGCUUCGGCCGUGUCCCCAUCUCUUGGGCAAACACGUCGUCUUUGGUCGAGUCGUAAAAGGUAGGUUUGCCCUUGGAACAUAGACCGAAGUGGGUCGUGGCUGAUUCGCUCUCGACCGCUGCUCAAACCAGGCUACGAAGUGAUUGAAGCCAUUUCAAAGCUUCCUGUCAACGAGAAGGAUCACCCUUUGCAAUUGGUGACGAUCUCGCAUUGUGGUCAACUCGAACGAAAAGGUAAGGCUCAUCAGAAAUCCCCAUCUCGGCACGCCACCGCCUUUUUCGCUAGCUCACCCUUAUUCCCUCCGCAGCUCCGGUCGAAAAAGCGCGAACCCCAACACCUUCCCCUUCCCCCAUUUCCGAUCGUUCAAGAUCAUCACGCUCACGUUCCCGCUCCGCCUCUCGCCCGCGUUCAGCUUCCCCCGAACCCAAGAAGAGAAACCGGUCCCCAUCUCGCUCCCGUUCGCGUUCGCGCUCGCGUUCCCACUCGCGCACCCCUUCUCGAUCCCGUUCUCCCUCUCCCAGACGAAGACACUCCAAACGUUCCUCCCGCCACCAUCGUUCUUCCAAAGCUGGUCGUAAUUCGCACAAACGUCGAGCCCGAUCACCUUCCUCUUCUCCCGAAUUAAGUCCCGAACAAAUCGAGGCUCUGAAAGCGCAGGCUUUGAAAGAGGAAGAAGAUGAGAGGAUGAAGAAGGAAGCCCGGUUGAGGGAAUUGAAGGAGUUGAAGAUGAGGGUUGAGAGAGAGGGGCAGAGGGGACAGACGAGGAGAGGGGAUGGGAGAGGGAUGGGGGAUUGGAGGGAUGAAUCUGUAGGGAAUGGGGAGGGGAGCCGUCAUGGGGGAGUGCUUUAUAAAGGGAGGGGUAAGAUGUCGGCGCCUAGUGAGGGUUCGAGGAGGAGUACGGGCAUGUUGGGCUGGGAUGAUUAG
Microbotryum saponariae is the source of this 1579-nucleotide messenger RNA. NCBI's taxonomy places the organism in Eukaryota, Fungi, Basidiomycota, Microbotryomycetes, Microbotryales, Microbotryaceae. The record is from the annotation of a GenBank genome assembly.